GCAAUACUCCCAAUGUGGCCUCACCAGUGCCGAAUAGAGGGGAAUAAACACUUCCCUCGAUCUGCUGGCAAUGCUCCUACUAAUACAGCCCAAUAUGCCGUUAGCCUUCUUGGCAACAAGGGCACGCUGCUGACUCAUCUCCAGCUUCUCGUCCACUGUAACCCCUGGGUCCUUUUCUGCAGAACUGCUGCCGAGCCAUUCGCUCCCUAGUCUGUAGCGGUGCCUGGGAUUCUUCCGUCCUAAGUGCAGGACUCUGCACUUGUCCUUGUUGAACCUCAUCAGAUUUCUUUUGGCCCAAUCCUCCAAUUUGUCUAGGUCACUCUGGACCCUAUCUCUACCCUCCAGCGUAUCUAUCUCUCCCCCUAGUUUAGUGUCAUCCGCGAACUUGCUGAGGGUGCAAUCCACACCAUCCUCCAGAUUAUUAAUGAAGACGUUGAACAAAACCGGCCUGAGGACCGACCCCUGGAGUUGUUGGAGUCACUGCAAGGAAAGACAAGGAGUGACUUCAGAUGAAUAAUUGUCCCUGAGGGGACGUGGUUUCAUUAGCUGCACUUACCACAGAGUUCUGAUUGUUGCUAAAAGAGGGAAGGCAGCUCAAACUGUCUGCUCAGGAUAUGGGGAUUCAGCUUCCUGGUCAGACCCUGCAGCCUCCAUUGUGAUCUGGGACACCAGGCUGAGCAGCUGCUGCUCCCCCAGUGGGGUCUGUACUGGGAAGUGACCUUAAUUAAAGCUUUCUCUGUACUUGUUCAAGGUGAGGACUUUCUCCAGCUGAUACUAGCCCCCUAGGGCAGCCCUAGGCUCUGUUAGUAGUACAUUUUUAGCCAGAUACUCCAGGUAAGUGAGAGACCUUGGAGAAAGUGCUGGGGACUGUGCGGACUCACUUUCAUGCCAAAUAGCUUCUCCUCGUUUCUCCUCCCGUUAUCAAUUGCCAGGAAAAAAAUCCAGCCAUGGGAGACAGACAACCAAGGAAUGGGGCUUUCUCAGCCAGAGGGGCUGGGCGACAGGACAGGGGAAAGAGACUGAAAGGGGCAGUGGGAGAAAUGAGUGGGGAGAGAGAUAUCCAGAUCUCUAAUCUGCCCAGACACCUGAACUGCAGCAUCCCUGGGCAGUGUCACUUUGCUGUAAACAAGAGAAGGAUCAGAGAGAGGAAAAGCCAGUUCCUGACUCCAUAUUCACCCUGCUGGGGUGUGGCUGCCUUGGGUUGCCCUUCUCGCCCUGCCGGGCUGCAGAAUAACAUCCGUGUUUCGCACCAGCUCAUCCCAUCGUCUCAUGGAACAGGGAAGAGAAAUGGCUGCAGAGGAGCCAGUUCAGGGGCCGGUGACCUUCGAGGAGGUGGCUGUGUAUUUCACCAGGGAAGAGGGGGCUCUGCUGGACCCCGCUCAGAGAGCCCUCUACAGAGACGUCAUGCAGGAGAACUACGAGAAUGUGACCUCGCUGGAGUUUCCAGUUUCCAAACCUGAUCUCAUCUCCCAGCUGGAACAAGGGAAAGAGCCAUGGGUCUCAGACCUUGAGGGUUCAGGGAAAAGAGAGAUCCUGAGACGUCCUUGCACAGGUGAUGCAAUGGUGAGUGAGAAUGAGGAGCAGAAGUCUCAGCAGGAAGAUGUUGCGCAAGUUGCACCACACGGAAUAUUAUCAAAAAUAACCAGAGGGAACAUGUCCAGGAAUCAUGAGCAGGGAAAAAUCUGUGAGAUUCAGCAAAGACCAGAGAGAGAGGAGGGAAACCAGCCAGGGGAGAAAUUUAAUAAAAUUGUUUACUGUCGGGGAACUCACAAGGACCUCAAAGAAACCACAACCCAGCAGAGAAUCCUGACAGGAAGGAGGGGAAAAAAAGAAACUGAGUGUGGGGAAAACGUCAGUGAUGGCUCAGGCCUCAUUAAACAUCAGAAAAUUCACACCGGUGCGAAACCCGAUGGAUGGUGUGAGAGUGGGAAAAGCUUCACUGAGAGCUCAGAACUUACUGCACAUCAGAGAAUCCACAUGGGGGAGAGGCCCUAUGAAUGCUCCGAGUGUGCAAAAACCUUCAUUCACAGCUCACACCUCAAGACACAUCAGAGAAUCCACACAGGGGAGAGGCCCUAUGAAUGCUAUGAGUGUAGGAAAACCUUCAGUCGGAGCUCAAAUCUCAUUAGACAUCAGACAAUUCACACGGGGGAGAGGCCCUAUGAAUGCUCUGAGUGUGCGAAAACCUUCACUCACCGCUCAGACCUCAAAACACAUCAGAGAAUCCACACAGGGGAGAGGCCCUAUGAAUGCUGUGAGUGUGGGAAAACCUUCAGUCGGAGCUCAAAUCUCAUUAGACAUCAGACAAUUCACACGGGAGAGAGGCCCUAUGAAUGCUCUGAGUGUGCGAAAACCUUCAACUGCAGCUUUCACCUCACUCGACAUCAGAGAAUCCACAUGGGGGAGAGACCCUAUAAAUGCUGUGAGUGCGGGAAAACCUUCACUCACACCUCAUACCUUGCUAGACAUCAGAGAAUACACACAGGAGAGCGACCCUAUAAAUGUGGUGAGUGUGGGAAAUCUUUCAGUCGCCGCUCACACCUCAAUACACAUCAGAGAAUGCACACCGGAGACAGACCCUAUAAAUGCUGUGAGUGCGGGAAAACCUUCAUUCGCAGCUCACAGCUCACGAGACAUAAGAGACGCCACACAGGAGAGAGACCCUAUGAAUGCAGUGAGUGUGGGAGAAGCUUCUCUCAAAGCCCAAACAUUGCUCAACAGCAGAGAAUCCACACACGUGAGAAACCCUAUAAAUGCAGCGAGUGUGGGAAAAGCUUCAAUGAGAGCUCAACCUUAUCAGACACCAAAGAGCCCACCAGGGAAAGCAGUCCCAUGAAUGCCAUGAGUGUGGGAAAAGUUUCACUCGGAGCUCAGCCCUUAACUAUCAUCAGAGAAUCUGCAAGAGAGCUAAACACCAUAAAAACCUCUAGGGCUAUCCCAACACUUGUUCUUUAAUGCUUUUAAUUUAAUUCCCACAUAGUAACCUUUAAAGCUGUUUGAACCUUUUGCAUCAGUGUUAUCCCUCAGCUUGUCCAGACGAGUUGCCCAUUUUUGUCUUUUGCAGCUCUCCCUUUUUUGAGGUGGACCCGGUUGUCUUUUCUAUCCACUCCAUUGUCCCAGGAGUAAUGGGAGUUUGUCUCUCCUUCCACAAAACAAGGAGCAACACAUUUAUACCGUUCUUAUACUUAUUGCACUAUUGUUUUUAGAGUCACCAAUGAUAGAUUGUAUCAUUCUCAGUUCUCACAUUGCUCUGCAUUGUGCUCAACAGCAUUUGAGGACCUUUUCUUCAGUUAUAGUGUAUUUAAAUAUAAUGAAGAGAAGCAGGGGCAGGAAAUAAUUGUCACUUCAGCCUCUGUGACACUGGAAGGAGAUGGGGUGACUCAGUGGUUCCUUCCCUUCUCCAUCACUCCAGAACGGUUUCCUCCUUUCUGAGCCAUGCAGAGUUUAUCUUCUUCGCAUUCUAUCCCUCCACCUCUCACAGUGUCAUGUGGUGCAGUGUUCUCAGCUGUCUGUGCUUGGAGAUGAUGCUUUGAUGUCUUUAAUCCUAAAUCAGAGUCACUAUGACUAGAGAUGAAAGUGUCAAAGACCUGCAAGGGAAAUUCAAAUGGAACCCAAACACAGUGUGAUGAUUUGGAGUUUGAAUUCCAGUUUUCAUCUAUUGGCAAAGCCACUUGGGGUGUUUUUUUCCCCCUUAUGAGGAUGUUAUAUUGCUAAAACUUUUGUAAGUACUGUAAUUCAAUAAUUAGACAGUGCUGAGUGCACCAGGUUUGAAUGGAUCAGAGGAGAAUGUGAUAGGAGAAUCUAUUGUCCUAAUUCUGAAUCCUGCUCUGGAAUUUCACUUGACUCUUUCAUUUUCAUGUAGUCUACCUCUUUGUGAGAUGGGUGUGACAGUAUGCCCCAUAUUCUUCAUAGAAAUAUUGUUAUAAUUAUAGCAUAUCUAAUAUGUAUUUUAUGCAAGAUGGGUCAUGUGAGGUACCAUUGGAAAGGUUAUGAUGUACUGAAUUUGAUUAUCCUAUGUAUGCAUGUAUCCUUUUUGUAUCUAAAGCUAGGAAUAUCGACUAUACAUCUGUACUACAAAAGUAUUUGCACCUGGGGAACACCCACCAGACAGAAUGCAAUCAGUCUGGAUUGGCCAUUAGGAAGAACAAUUUGUCUUUGAAGAUGCUAAUCUCCCACCUUUCUGAGAAGCUUUUCUGGGAUGCCACAAACAACCUCUGACUCAUGGCUGUUUUGACACUGCAGGGUCAUGUGAUCACAUCACCUGGUACUGGACUCCAGGAUAGAAUACCAGUAUUUUUUCCAGUGCAGGGGGAACCAUACUCAAAAAUAAAGGGUUCUCGCCAUAUGUAAAAUGUAUUUAAGUCUGGGGAGUGGCUUAAUCAUUGUUCAUUCUUCACUGAAUCCCUGCCCAGGAUGACAGCUGGAAACAUCUAAGAAACAAAGACAAAGGGCGGGGGGUGCAGAAGGACUAAGCCCAGGCUGGGAAGGUGUCUGGUCUGUGAAAGAAAUACCUGGAGUUUUAAGCUGCAAGCAAGAGCAGCUUGCCUUCAAGAAAUCUGCAAUCUGUCUAAAACAAUAUUUAGGGUGAGAAAUUACUACUUGUAACCCAUUUCUUCAGUGUUAAGCUUAGCUUGUGUGUUUGUUUCAUUUGCUGGGUAAUCUGCUUUGAUCUGUUUGCUAUCCCUUCUAAUCACUCAAAAUCUAUCUUUUGUAGUUAAUAAACUUGUUUUUGUUUUCUCUAAAA
Dermochelys coriacea (leatherback sea turtle) is the source of this 4744-nucleotide messenger RNA. Its product is annotated as zinc finger protein 501-like. NCBI's taxonomy places the organism in Eukaryota, Metazoa, Chordata, Testudines, Dermochelyidae. Gene Ontology annotation, molecular function: RNA polymerase II cis-regulatory region sequence-specific DNA binding; DNA-binding transcription repressor activity, RNA polymerase II-specific. Gene Ontology annotation, cellular component: nucleus. The record is from RefSeq and is a predicted model, not a curated record. The transcript has 5 exons. Gene Ontology annotation, biological process: central nervous system development; negative regulation of transcription by RNA polymerase II. Bases 1270 to 2955 code for a protein of 561 amino acids.